CUGAGCCUGCUCUGGGCUCCUGCUGGACCGGCAGGCACUGGGCUCUGUGAUGCCCUCACUGCCCCUGCUUCUCCUCCUGCUUCCACUGGCCCGGGCCUCUGAGGAGGGCUCCGGGGUCACCCCUGCGCUGCCCAAUGACUCGCACCUCUUCUGGACCAACUACAGCUUCUCGGACUGGCAGAACUUUGUGGGCCAGCGGCGCUACGGGGCCGAGUCCCAGGACCCCAGGGUGAGGGCGCUGCUGGUGGUGGCCUACGCCUUCAUCAUCGUGCUCUCGCUCUUCGGCAAUGCCCUGGUGUGCCAUGUCGUCUUCAAGAACCGGCGCAUGCACUCGGCCACCAGCCUCUUCAUCGUCAACCUGGCAGUGGCCGACAUGCUCAUCACCCUCCUCAACACGCCCUUCACCUUGGCCCGCUUUGUGAACAGCACGUGGGUGUCCGGGAAGGCCAUGUGUCACGUCAGCCGCUUCGCCCAGUACUGCUCCCUGCACGUGUCUGCACUGACGCUGACGGCCAUCGCCCUGGACCGCCACCAGGUGAUCAUGCAUCCGCUGAAACCCCGGAUCUCCACCACCAGGGGGCUGGUCUACAUCGUGGUCAUCUGGGCCAUGGCUGCCGCCUUCUCACUCCCCCACGCCAUCUGCCAGAAGCUGUUCACCUUCAGGUACAGUGAGGACAUCGUCCGUUCCCUCUGCCUGCCAGACUUCCCUGAGCCCGCGGACCUCUUCUGGAAGUACCUGGACCUGGCUACUUUUGUCCUCCUCUACCUCCUGCCCCUGCUCAUCAUCUCCGUGGCCUACGCUCGGGUGGCCAAGAAGCUGUGGCACUGCAACACCAUCGGCGACGUGACCACGGAGCAGUACCUGGCCCUGAGGCGCAAGAAGAAGACCACCAUCAAGAUGCUGACGCUCGUGGUGGUCCUCUUUGCCCUCUGCUGGUUCCCUCUGAACUGCUACGUGCUGCUGCUGUCCAGCAAGGUGGUCCGCACCAACAAUGGCCUCUACUUCGCCUUCCACUGGCUCGCCACGAGCAGCACCUGCUAUAACCCCUUCAUCUACUGCUGGCUCAACGAGAGCUUCCGGCUCGAGCUGAAGGCGCUGCUGCGGCCGUGCCAGAGGCCUCCCCGGCCACCCUCCCCGCUCCCGCCUUCCAGGCUGGCCUGGACUGAGAAGGCGCCCGGCCACAGGGCACCCCCUGCCAGCCAGCUCCACUCUGCCCAGCCGCAGUGCGGGAAGACAGAUCUGUUGUCUGUGGAGCCCGUCGUGACUGUGAGUUAGGAGGACGCGGGGGAUGAGGGCUCGAGA
Messenger RNA from Sorex fumeus (smoky shrew), 1303 nucleotides. It is a transcript of the gene GPR83, whose product is annotated as G protein-coupled receptor 83. Gene Ontology annotation, biological process: neuropeptide signaling pathway. The record is from RefSeq and is a predicted model, not a curated record. The transcript is spliced from 4 exons. NCBI's taxonomy places the organism in Eukaryota, Metazoa, Chordata, Mammalia, Eulipotyphla, Soricidae. Gene Ontology annotation, cellular component: membrane. The coding region runs from base 50 to 1276 and encodes 408 amino acids. Gene Ontology annotation, molecular function: neuropeptide Y receptor activity.